Molecule: messenger RNA, 1702 nt
Organism: Contarinia nasturtii (swede midge)
Lineage: Eukaryota; Metazoa; Arthropoda; Insecta; Diptera; Cecidomyiidae
Product: tubulin alpha-1 chain
Exons: 6
Coding region: 160-1512 (450 amino acids)
Biological process (GO): mitotic cell cycle; microtubule cytoskeleton organization
Cellular component (GO): microtubule; cytoplasm
Molecular function (GO): GTP binding; structural constituent of cytoskeleton
Source: RefSeq, a predicted model, not a curated record
UCUCGAAUUCGAUUCAUACGUUGGUCAAUCUUAGAGCGGUUCAUAGCUAUUGCUGUACUAAGUGACUGUGUGAUCUUUGCAUAAAACAAAAAAGAAACUUAAAUCGUUUUACAUUUUUUUGUAUUUGUUUAAAGAGAAAAAGAAAAGAAAUUCGUCAAAAUGCGUGAAUGUAUCUCAGUUCAUGUUGGACAGGCGGGUGUACAAAUUGGUAAUGCCUGUUGGGAGUUGUACUGCCUUGAGCAUGGAAUUCAGCCAGAUGGUCAAAUGCCAUCAGACAAAACAAUUGGAGGAGGUGAUGAUUCAUUCAAUACCUUCUUUAGUGAAACUGGUGCCGGCAAGCAUGUUCCACGUGCCGUUUUCGUCGACUUGGAACCAACUGUCGUCGAUGAAGUUCGUACCGGUACUUAUCGUCAAUUAUUCCAUCCAGAGCAAUUGAUUACCGGCAAAGAAGACGCUGCCAAUAAUUAUGCUCGUGGUCAUUACACGAUUGGCAAAGAGAUUGUCGAUCUAGUUUUGGAUCGUAUUCGUAAAUUGGCUGAUCAAUGUACCGGUUUGCAAGGAUUUUUAAUCUUCCACUCGUUUGGUGGUGGCACUGGAUCUGGUUUCACUUCAUUGUUGAUGGAACGUUUGUCGGUUGACUAUGGUAAGAAAUCCAAAUUAGAAUUUGCCGUCUAUCCAGCACCACAAGUCUCAACCGCUGUUGUCGAACCAUACAAUUCCAUUUUGACAACUCACACCACAUUAGAGCAUUCGGACUGUGCAUUUAUGGUUGAUAAUGAGGCCAUUUAUGACAUUUGCAGACGUAAUCUUGACAUUGAACGUCCAACAUAUACCAACUUGAAUCGUUUGAUCGGUCAAAUUGUGUCAUCGAUAACCGCUUCAUUGCGUUUCGAUGGUGCUCUCAAUGUUGAUUUGACUGAAUUCCAAACAAAUUUGGUGCCUUAUCCCCGUAUUCAUUUCCCAUUGGUCACCUAUGCCCCAGUCAUUUCAGCUGAAAAAGCAUACCACGAACAAUUGUCAGUGGCUGAAAUCACUAACGCUUGCUUUGAGCCAGCCAAUCAAAUGGUCAAGUGUGAUCCACGUCACGGCAAGUAUAUGGCUUGCUGCAUGUUGUACCGUGGUGACGUUGUUCCAAAAGACGUUAAUGCCGCCAUUGCUACCAUCAAGACCAAGCGCACCAUCCAAUUCGUCGACUGGUGUCCAACUGGCUUCAAAGUCGGUAUCAACUACCAACCACCAACCGUUGUUCCAGGCGGUGAUUUGGCUAAGGUUCAACGUGCCGUAUGCAUGUUGUCCAACACUACUGCCAUCGCUGAAGCCUGGGCCCGUUUGGAUCAUAAAUUCGAUUUGAUGUAUGCCAAACGUGCAUUCGUUCACUGGUACGUCGGUGAGGGUAUGGAAGAAGGUGAAUUCUCCGAGGCACGUGAAGAUUUGGCUGCCCUCGAAAAGGACUACGAAGAAGUUGGUAUGGACAGCGGUGAAGGUGAAAAUGAAGGCGGUGAAGAAUACUAAACUGCCACAAUGACAAUUGCCUGAUAUUUUGCAUAUUCAAAUGUAUUCAAAUAAAAAUACAAUAAAUGCACGCUGCUUUUAAUUUAUCUGUACACACAAGAAAUCUUUGGUGUGAAAAAAAAAAUUCAAUUUUUGUCAAUGAAACAAAGAAAAUAAAAAGCGAAAUUAAGACCUUAAUAUUAUUCACAAA